Molecule: messenger RNA, 2758 nt
Organism: Panthera uncia (snow leopard)
Lineage: Eukaryota; Metazoa; Chordata; Mammalia; Carnivora; Felidae
Product: astrotactin-2
Exons: 10
Coding region: 279-1754 (491 amino acids)
Biological process (GO): neuron cell-cell adhesion; neuron migration
Molecular function (GO): protein binding
Source: RefSeq, a predicted model, not a curated record
GCGAAGGGCAAGGACAGCCGCCCACUCGAGAGUCUCUCUGAUCUGACUACAAGAGCCCGGCCCUCCUACCCUGCAGCCCCCAGCAGCCUCCACGUUCUCAUUCUGGCGGUCUCUCUGCUCCUCUCCACAGGGAGAACAACUUCAUCAAGGACUUCCCUCAGCUGGCCGAUGGGCUGUUGGUGAUCCCACUGCCGGUGGAGGAGCAGUGCCGGGGGGUCCUCUCCGAGCCCCUCCCGGACCUCCAGCUGCUCACUGGAGACAUCAGGUAUGACGAGGCCAUGGGUUACCCUAUGGUGCAGCAGUGGCGGGUCCGAAGCAACCUGUACCGCGUGAAGCUCAGCACCAUCACCCUCUCGGCAGGCUUCACCAACGUCCUCAAGAUCCUGACCAGGGAGAGCAGCCGGGAGGAGCUGCUCUCCUUCAUCCAGCACUACGGCUCCCACUACAUCGCAGAGGCCCUCUAUGGCUCCGAGCUCACCUGUAUCAUUCACUUCCCCAGCAAGAAGGUCCAGCAGCAGCUGUGGCUCCAGUAUCAGAAAGAGACCACAGAGCUGGGCAGCAAGAAGGAACUCAAGUCCAUGCCCUUCAUCACUUACCUCUCAGGUCUGCUGACGGCGCAAAUGCUGUCAGAUGACCAGCUCAUCUCAGGUGUGGAGAUCCGCUGUGAGGAGAAAGGCCGCUGUCCCUCUACCUGCCACCUUUGCCGCCGGCCGGGCAAGGAGCAGCUGAGCCCCACGCCAGUGCUGCUGGAAAUCAACCGUGUGGUACCACUGUAUACCCUCAUCCAAGACAAUGGUACCAAGGAGGCCUUCAAGAGCGCACUGAUGAGUUCCUACUGGUGCUCUGGAAAAGGGGAUGUGAUCGAUGACUGGUGCAGAUGUGACCUCAGCGCCUUUGAUGCCAGUGGGCUCCCCAACUGCAGCCCCCUCCCACAGCCAGUGCUUCGUCUGUCCCCAACAGUAGAGCCCUCCAGCACAGUGGUCUCCUUGGAGUGGGUGGAUGUUCAACCAGCUAUUGGGACCAAGGUCUCUGACUAUAUUCUGCAGCACAAGAAGGUGGAUGAAUACACGGAUACAGACCUCUAUACAGGAGAAUUCCUGAGUUUUGCCGAUGACUUACUCUCUGGCCUGGGCACAUCUUGUGUAGCAGCUGGUCGAAGCCAUGGAGAGGUCCCUGAAGUCAGUAUCUACUCCGUCAUCUUCAAGUGUCUGGAGCCCGACGGUCUCUACAAGUUCACUUUGUAUGCCGUGGAUACACGGGGGAGGCACUCGGAACUCAGCACAGUGACCUUGAGAACGGCCUGUCCACUGGUGGAUGACAACAAAGCAGAAGAGAUAGCAGACAAGAUCUACAAUCUGUACAAUGGGUACACAAGUGGAAAGGAGCAGCAGACUGCCUACAACACGCUGAUGGAGGUCUCAGCCUCGAUGUUGUUCCGAGUACAGCACCACUACAAUUCUCACUAUGAGAAGUUUGGUGACUUUGUCUGGAGGAGUGAGGACGAGCUGGGGCCCAGGAAGGCCCACCUGAUCCUGCGGCGACUGGAGAGGGUGAGCGGUCACUGCUCUAGCCUCCUGCGAAGCGCCUACAUCCAGAGCCGCGUGGACACCGUGCCCUACCUUUUCUGCCGCAGCGAGGAGGUCCGGCCUGCGGGUAUGGUGUGGUACAGCAUCCUCAAGGACACCAAAAUCACAUGCGAGGAGAAGAUGGUGUCCAUGGCCCGAAACACGUAUGGGGAGUCCAAGGGCCGGUGAGGGAGGGUACUGCCCUCCAUGAGCACAGAGACUCUCCAUGGGAGGGGGAGCCCUACUCUCGUGGAUCCUGGGGCCUGGGGGGGGCUGGGGGACAGCUGAGGAUGGGCCUGGCAGAUGAGGCUUGCCAGCGAGGCCAAAGCAAACUCUUUCUCUUGUGGAUAGCCGACAGAGAACUUUGUAACUGCUGGAAUUAUCCGUUUUUUUUUCUCUUUUAUUUUUUCUAAGAUAUUAUUUGACUAUCCAAGUCUCUCCUUUUUAAACAUUUUCUUAUGGAUGGCGGUCAGUCCCAGGGGAGGGGCUUUCAGGUGGAGACCAAGCGGCCUUUGCUCUUCUUCCUUCCUCCUGCCACACUCAGCUUCCUUCCCACAGUGGGCCCUGGAGGAGACCCAUGGAGAGACAAUCUGACCUCUUCAGCAUCAGGAAGGAGGCCCCGAGGAUUGUUGCAGUGAGGAAGCUUGGGUCUUUAUGGCUUUUCAUUUUCCAGACACUACUGGGUUUGCAGGAUCCCUGCCUCUUCCUGCUGCCUGUGGGCCUGGACAGAGUCCCUGCAGCACUUUCCAUGGAUUAAAAAUUCUUAUUGUCUCUCUUUCUGCUUGGGUAGUGUUUCUUGCCCCUGGGGGACCUCUGUGUAUUCACUCAACAGAUAUCUAUUGAUUACCUACUAUAUGCCAGGCACUGGGCAUGCAACGGAAGAGUGAGAAGCUCCCUGCUCUCGGACCGUACAGUCCCUUGGAGAUUAUAGAGAGGUGGGUCAGUGAAUUCAGGCUGCAGUAGGGUGUUCUUAACUCAUUGCUGGGUCCUGAGACAAACUAGUGCUUCAAGGAAGUGCUUCCUUGAAAAAGUGAUGCCUAAAGCCCAAAGGACAGGAGGGGUAAACCAAAGAGAGUGGGGAGGAAUGAGAUGGGCCACCAGGAACAUUGAAAACCCAGAGAUAAGAGAAAACAGAACACAUUCCGGGGCUGAAAGCACUUCCCAUGAGAAUAAAGACCCAAAUAGCCAGAGGG